Molecule: messenger RNA, 443 nt
Organism: Xylaria bambusicola
Lineage: Eukaryota; Fungi; Ascomycota; Sordariomycetes; Xylariales; Xylariaceae
Exons: 1
Coding region: 98-325 (75 amino acids)
Source: RefSeq, a predicted model, not a curated record
AAAUUGAAUACAGGCUAAGGGCUUCCUAGGUUCUUAUGGAUUCGGUUACUAUAUCGACAUGGGAUGUGAUGGUGAGGAAAUAUGAGUUUUGGCCGAAAUGCUUCUGAUGUUGGCUUCAUGUACUGUUUUAAUAAUAUCAAGGCACAUAAAAUUCACGAACAGUGUCACGAAUGUCAGCCCCAGUGAUUCAAGUUCAACAUAUUAUGUUUUCAAAAUUUCCCUAAACAUACCAAACCCGAACCAAAACGGGAAAAAACGCCGGCAGUAUUGGGUAUCAUUUUGUCGUUCGAAUAGCCUUUCAGGACGCCGUUAUGUACACAUUUGAUUUAAAAAAAAACGCGGUCUAUAUAUUAUGUGCGUGAGUGCAGGUAUUCACGCCGCCCUCUCUCCGUUCUACCGGCCCCAUAUCCCGUUGUGACGCGUCUGGAGAGCGUACGCCUCGG